AUCAGUGUAACCGUUGCUCCGAGUGAAUGAUACCCGCGGCGCGUCACUAGAGAGGAGGAACACUGACGCUUCAGGUAGAAAGAUGUACCAGUAUAUUCUCUCCAUUGCCAAGUGUCCUACUGCAUCGCCCCACGUCCAGCCACAACCCCUUAAUUAUGCUUAUGGGAAAUUGGUGAAUAAGCGCAUCUGAACGAGGUGGGAACGAGUGAGCCGGAGCCAGACUUUGGAGACGUGAUCAAGAACGUAACAGUUGCUCUGGGGCGAGAGGCGGUGCUCUCCUGCAUAGUGGACAACCUCGGUGACUAUAAGGUGGGUUGGCUAAGGACGGAUACGCAGACCAUCCUCAGCCUGCACAAGAAGGUGGUGACACACAACACGAGGAUCUCCGUCACCCACAGCGAGCCGAGGACUUGGAACCUGCAUAUCAGAGCGGUGAAGGAAGAGGACCGAGGGUGUUACAUGUGCCAAAUCAACACCUCCACUAUGAAGAAGACAGUGGGAUGUGUGGACGUGCAUGUCCCGCCUAACAUCAUUGACGAGGAGACAUCAGGGGACAUCCUCGUGCGGGACGGUGAUAGUGUAUCUCUGGUUUGCACGGCGCGUGGCUAUCCGGAGCCCAAGAUCCUGUGGCGCCGAGAGGACAAUGAGAAAAUAAUGUUACGACAAGGACGGGGCAACAAGUCCAAGGUGGAUGAGGUGGAGGGCCGCUUCCUCAACCUGACGCGGGUGAGAAGGAAACAGAUGGGCGCGUACCGGUGCAUCGCCAUGAACGAAGUGCCGCCAGCCGUCAUGAAGAGGAUCAUUGUGAACGUGUCCUUCGAGCCCACGAUACACGUGCCCAACCAGCUGGUGGCGACUCCCCUGGGCAAGGACCUCCGCCUUUCCUGCCACGUGGAGGCGUUCCCCAAGCCCAUCACCUUCUGGAGGAUCAACAACGACAUCAUGAUUAUCAACGGGCCCAAAUACAAGGUGGAGGAGUCUUCUUGGACUUAUCACACCAACAUGUCUCUGCUCAUCCGGAAUGUGGAGAAGGCGGACAUCGGCAUCUACACCUGCGUGGCGAGAAACUCCAUCAGUCAAGCGGAAGGGCAGAUUCGCACCUAUGAGAUUGACCCCCCAGUGCCCGCCACCCACCGCCCCACUACUGACAGAGGCCCUCCAGGUGGUAAUGUCUUCUCAAACGCCCUUGAUCAUAGUGCCAAACCUUCAGGUCUGCACAAAAACCACGUGGACGAGGAAUACCACCAACACAAGAUGACGGAGGACACUUCGCAGAUAUCCAUCAACAAAGGUAAGAGGAAGGACCUGCACGGGCUGACUCUCGACCUGGACAGCGCCCGCAACCCCGCCCACCGCCCGGCACUCUCUGGGGCGGGCGUCAGGGUCUCAGCCACGGCCGGCCUCCUCCCACUCUGUCUCCUCCUCCGUGUCUCCGCUCAUUGGUUCUGAAACAUCCGCUCACCUUCUAGUUAUAAGUGUACGGCAUUAUGGUCCUCUUCAGGUUACGCGCGUGUGUGUCUACGCGUUUCUAUUACUGUAAUGUUCUUAUGUAAACAAAAGAAUUGCUCUGUUUCUCCUUGCGGUUAAUGUUGACGUCCUCUUGUCACGCACGCGUCCCCGGAGCAUGAGAACCCUUGCACUUCUCUCCGUAACGCUACACUGAAACGAGUCUUGGAAGGCUUUGGCUGUCAAGAGGAGCGUCGUCCGAUCUACAGUGGUAUUCAAAAAGUGAUUUUCAUCGCGUUCAGACUGUGAAAUGGAAAGUUUGCAGGGACAGACUGGCGGUGUUGUCGCCGCUUGUCGGAGGCGCGGCGAGGAGCGGCGACUCUCAGUGCGAUGAUCGUACUCGAAAAAAAAAAUCUCUUUUCGAAUACCACGAGUGCCCUUCAAGUGGGAUUGUGUAGCUCGCUAGUGCCGUGAGGAAAUUGCUUUGAUUGUUUGUCGGUCACUCGCCUUGUCCCUGUAUUCUGCUGUUAGUAUGAAAACUAUUCGACCUUCUCUUAUCACUUAUGAGACUUGUCCGUUUCACAUGUUUAUAUCAGGAACAUUAAGAACUAUUACUGUAGACAUUAACAAGAUAAAGGAAACUUAUGAAAUAUGUGAUACAGCCAGAAACAACUGGCCAACUCUAACCCUCGCGUACCCACUCCCCCACAAGUGCCCGCCCAAAAAGGGCGUCGCCCUCGGAUAGCCGCCCUCACCUGGGACAGGUAAACUGGAGGCAAGUCACUUUAUCAUGUGCUAAGUUAUUAGUUCAUCUCGAGGAGGAUGCGUCAACCUCCAACGAACAAUGAAACAACAGUCUGGCGUGAGCGUCUCGAGGUAUGCCGAGUGAGGUGUCGACUCCCGCUUGACCGGGCCAAGGCCGGAGCCUGGCGCGGCCGCUAAGCCGCCGCUGCCGCCGCUGCUGCCGCCGCCACCGCUGCCAAUAGCCGCCCAGCAGCAGGACGAGAGCUCAUCACAGCUCACAAAUGUUGGCUAAUAGGCAGAUAACACUUCAGAUAUUUUCCCUUAUGAGUAUGAAACACUUUUUAACCAGUAUUUAAAAAAAAAGAUGCAUUACAAACUAUAUUUACUCGGAAAAGAAAAAUGUAAUUAUGUCGCCAUUGAACAUCAAAGUCUUUACUGACACAGAAAAGUUUGGUUGCAAAGAUGCGCAGUCCAGACAGACAAUGCUGCUUCCCGGGGCAGGUGGUGCCCUGCCUCCGGUGCCCCGCCAGCCACCGUGCCCACAGCUGGUGGCGGCGGCCCGUCACCUCACGACAUGUAUAUACUAAUGACGGGAUCUGAUGGUGGAAGGAAGGGCAUCUGUCCAGCCAGGAGUCUUGGCUGAGCCGGAACACGGCCUAGGUUAGGCAGCCGCGUCCCGCCCCGCCCUGCCCUGUGCAAAGGGGACAUUACACAUUAAACUGCAGCAAACACAAUGUCAGCCGAGACCCGGCACCGCGCGCCUCAGAAAGUGCUGCUGGUGCCAGGCGACGGGGACUGACGGGACGGGACGGGCGGGCUGAGCCACGACCUUUCCACGACUUUGAUAGAAAAGUCCCUGAACUAAUUAUGUAAAAACAGAGAUGUAUAAAGGCUAUAUAUAGAUGCAUAUAUCAGGUGACAGUAAGCUUGUUUAUCAGUUAAGACACUAUUGUUUACGCUUGUCAUUCUGUGUGUUUGUGUUUCUCCUUCUGCUUCUCCUCCUCCUCCUCCUCCUCCUCCUCCUCCUCUUCCUCCUCCUCCUCCUCCUCUCUUCCUAUGUAUAUUGAAGGCUCGCCACCACAGAGCGUCAGGGUCUCAUCGGCGACCACAUCAGCUGUGGAAUGUUGUUAGUUAGUCUUCUGAUGGCGGCGACGAUGAUUGUAAAUACUGAGUCAAGGUAUUCAGACCAAGAGUUUAAGUUUACUAACGUUUUAUGUAAAAAUGUAUAGUAAAGAAAAAAAGGAAUAAUG
This is a messenger RNA of Scylla paramamosain (green mud crab), 3440 nucleotides long. RefSeq names its product lachesin-like. Gene Ontology annotation, biological process: homophilic cell-cell adhesion. The coding region runs from base 460 to 1449 and encodes 329 amino acids. The record is from RefSeq and is a predicted model, not a curated record. The transcript is spliced from 9 exons. NCBI's taxonomy places the organism in Eukaryota, Metazoa, Arthropoda, Malacostraca, Decapoda, Portunidae. Gene Ontology annotation, cellular component: plasma membrane.